Messenger RNA from Tribolium castaneum (red flour beetle), 3748 nucleotides. Its product is annotated as inter-alpha-trypsin inhibitor heavy chain H4-like. NCBI's taxonomy places the organism in Eukaryota, Metazoa, Arthropoda, Insecta, Coleoptera, Tenebrionidae. The transcript is spliced from 14 exons. The record is from RefSeq and is a predicted model, not a curated record. The coding region runs from base 357 to 3221 and encodes 954 amino acids.
UUUGCUCGAAUUACGGUUUUAUUUCGAUAUAACAGUAAAAAAAAACUAAAUUUGUGGACCAUAAAACUUGUUGGUUUUUGGAUCUACUUCUAAUUCUGGUCUUCAGUUUUUUUUAUUUGAAGAAAUGAUAUAAUUUGAUAUUUGGACGGAAAGUCGUUCUGCGCAGUAAUACACGGAUGAGAAUGAAAAGGCCCGAUGAAUCAGUUAUAGUCAAGCUUUGGUCUGGUCCAAGCAAAAGUUGAAGUUAUUUUACGCUACGUUAUAGAGUAAUAAUUAUCCAUAGUAUAGAAACAACUUAGUGAGUUUUCUUUAUAUCUCGAAGUUGUGAAACUUGCUAUAUAUAUUUUGUAAUAACAAUGGAAUCCUCAAAUUUUGUGCUUCUUGAAAUCUGUUCAAUGCAUAUUGAAACGACAAUAAGUAACCGUUUUGCCAAAACUUUAAUUACAAGUAAAGUAAAAAAUACAGACAAUCAAGCUAAGGAGGCCAUAUUUUCGGUUAUUUUGCCCGAAAAUGUCUUCAUUUCAGAAUUUCAAAUAGAAAUUGAUGGAAAAAUAUAUAAUGCGUAUGUGAAAGAGAAAGAUGAGGCUAAAACAACAUGUACUGAGGCGAUUUCAAGAGGGUUUUGUGCAGCUGAUGUCGAACUAAACGCUCGCGGUUUAAAAAAAUUCACCGUUUCGGUGAAUAUUGAACCGUCGAGUGAAAUCAUCUUCAGACUCACGUACGAGGAGCUUUUGCAACGCCAGAAUGGCCAAUACGAACUUAUUAUUAACGUACAUCCGGGACAAAUCGUUGAUGAUCUCUGUGUGGAAGUAAAAAUUGACGAAACGCGCCCUUUGACCUUUGUCAAAACUCCUUCGUUAUGUACAGGGAAUGAGAUAAGUGACGAUAAGCCCGAAUUGGAUCCUUGUGCCAAAACAGAAAUGAUUAAUGCGAAUUCGGCCAAAGUUAAAUUCAAUCCGGACAAAGAGCAGCAGAAAAAAUAUGCAGAGCUGCUCGGGAGUAAAGAUCAGGGGCUUGCGGGACAGUUUGUUGUGCAGUAUGACGUAGAAAGGGACCCAAAAGGGGGCGAAGUUUUGUUACGUGACGGUUAUUUCGUUCAUUUUUUCGCCCCAAGUGGGCUACAAACGUUCCCAAAACAUGUAGUUCUUGUUUUGGAUCACAGCGCAAGUAUGAGGGGCCGCAAACACGAACAGUUAAUGCAAGCAAUGGAUAAAAUUUUGUCCGAUUUAAACCCCGAUGAUUUGUUUCAUGUUGUGUGUUUUUCCGAAGAUGUUUCAGUCUGGAAUUUGGAAAAAAAACAGUUUGAUCUAAUUGAUUUUAUGGAAAAGUUUGACUAUGAAAAUCUUGAUUCGUGUCUAACGGAGUUAAAUUUAGGAAAUGCUGUUCAAUUCACUGAAGACAAUAUCAAAAAAGCUAAAGGAAUUAAAAAUGAUGACAUGCACAUGGGGUGUACUAAUAUUAUCGGGGGAUUGGUAGUUGGUCUGUUUUUAGUUCGACGAACUUUAAAAAAAAAUUACGAACAAAAUGUUGAAACUAAACACCAACCAAUGAUUAUUUUACUCACUGAUGGUUUACCAAAUGUUGGUUUAAGUGACCCGGUCGAAAUUACCAAAAUUGUGACUAAAAUCAAUCAAGGGACAAACAGGGCUGCAAUUUUCUCCCUGUCUUUCGGUGAAGACGCCGAUAAAAAUUUCUUGAAAAAAUUGUCGGCCCAAAAUUUGGGCUUUUCGAGGCAUAUUUACGAAGCAGCUGAUGCCGCCCUCCAAUUACAAAAUUUCUACCGCACUGUUUUCUCCCCUUUGCUGCGAGACGUCCGAUUUAAAUACGUCGACAAAGUCUCAGAAGUGACCCGAAUUGAUUUCCCGAUUUUUUUCCUUGGUUCAGAAUUUGUGAUAGCCGGAAGAUGCGGAGACACACGACCUUUGAGACACGUUGAAGCUUUUUGUACCAACGGUUGUAUCGAAUUUGAAACAGACGAGACCGAAAGUGACGUGUCUCUAGAGCGACCUUGGGCCUAUUUAACCGUCAAACAAUUGCUAGACGAGGCAGAAACGUCCGAAAAUGGCACUGAAUUGACCAAAAAAGCGCUCGAUUUGGCCUUGAAAUAUUCUUUCGUGACUUCGGUCACUUCUUUGGUGGUUGUAAAACCGCAAGAAAAUGAUUUAGUCGUUGAUCCGAAUGAAGCUUUGGAAAGCUUUGGUCGUUUAUUAUUGUAUUCAAGAAGAGACUAUGGACAAGUACCGGCUUGUAUGUUUAAAACACACGAGUGUCGCGGUAUAAGAUUUAGGGAUAGGCUUAAAUUUUCACCUUUCUAUCGUUUAUAUAGUCACUGCAAGUCUCAUGUUUUCGUUGCGCCUAAAUUACCUAAUUUGACUUCUGAAAUACGCAAAGUCCGUACCGGUUUGAAAUACAAGGAACAAAUCACGCAGUUUAAAACUUGGGUGAACACCACACAGCCACAUUUGCCCCAAAUUAACGAUACGCAAGCACAUUUCUUUCUGCAAUGUUGUGACUAUGACGAAGAAAUUGCAAAAAAUUUGGUUGAUUCAUAUUUUACGAUUCGGACUUUGUGUCCUGAAUUCUUUACUGGGAGGGAUGUUUCGGAUUUAUAUUUUUGGAAAAUGCUGGGCGUUGUAUUUGUUACUUUUGUAGAUGAGAAGGGACAAGGUUACAUUUGUGUAAAACUGCGGGAUAUUGACUCACAUGUUUUUGAUUUUAUCGCACUUGUAAAGUGUUUUGAUAUGGUGUGCUCUCUGCAGUUCAGUCAAGGAGAAAUAUUUAACGAGUAUUGUGUAGUUUUGGACUUGAUAGGCCUCACUACGAAACAUUUUGAAAAAAUAGAGUCGUCAGUUUUGAAAAAAUUCGUAUAUUAUUUACAAGAAGCGUUCCCACUUAAAAUAAGAGAGAUACAUUGCUAUGUUCGGUCUUGUUAUGACGACGACAUAGUAAUCAACAUAGUCGCAUUAAUAAAGCCAUUCGUAAAAAAAGAAAUUAUGUCCAAGAUUUAUUUUUAUACCAACCUUGACGAUUUUUUAAAUUGUGUACCAAAAAAGUGUGUUUUUGUGGGAAAUGGGGGCACAAUGGGCGUUGAAAAGUUGGACUUAAAAAUGCGAAAAGAGAUUUUUAAAAAGGCUGCAUUUUUUAAUGAAGAGGAAAAGCAAGUUGUUGAUGAAACGAAGCGAGUCGGGCCAACAAAAUUUACAAAUGACUAUUUUUUCUAACAUUUUUUUUCUAAUAAAUAGUGAACUAUUCUCAUUUAAAUCAUCCAAUACCAACAUCCUUUUUAUACGAAACUGACGAAAGUAGUUGUACCGACUUGAAACAUCUAACUCCUUUUAAAUUUUACUGAUGUUUUAUUACGGAAGAUACCAAUUUAUUUAAUGUUUUUUUUUUGACUAUUACCUAGUUUUCUAAUUUGAGUUAAAAAUUUCACGAGCAUUUGUCUGAUUAGACUGAAUGUAGGUGUAGGUCAAAUGUUUUUAUAGGUUUACAACCGACGAACAAUUUGCCCGGCGCAUCCACCAUUAUUUUCGCUCGAGCCAGGAAUAAAAUUUUGUAGCCAAAUUACGUGUUGUUGUGAGUGCAAUUAUUGUUAUUGCAAAUAUAAUGAACAAUGAUUGCUCACAUUAUGAUUUUUAUUUGCAUUUCGAUAUAAUGUUGUGUUUUUGGACGAAUUUAUGUCGAAUCACUGCGCAGUAUUAUACGGACAGAGGAGAAGGAAGAGAGUGAGUGAGUCAGUUAUCGUCCA